AUUUCAGUUUGGUUCUUGGACUUUUGGGGCUGCGUGCUUUGAAGAACAAGUCCUCGUUUUUAAGUCCGCGACCUCAGAACGUUGCAGCCCCCGAAUUGGGACAAAGCUAUCAUUUGUGAAGUCUCAGGUGGGCACUCACUAAAUCCUUGGUGUUUCGAGUCAGACGUGAUCACCCAAACGUGUUUUUUCGUCAAUUUUAACAAUCAUAGGUAGUUUAGAUGGUUAGGGUUAGGGUGUGGGUUAGGGUAAAGGUUUCGUAAGACUUGAAACAACGAAGAUUUAGUCAAAACCAACAAGCCACGCCCACGGAUCUGACUCGAAACACCAAGAAUUAAGUGAGUGCCGUCUCAGGUGAUGACUCGAAUUGGAUAAAUCCUUGGUGUUUCGAGUCUGACGUCAUCACGUAGCCGUGUUUUGGCACGUUUAAGAAUCAUAUGUAGUUUAGAUACUUAGGAUUAUGGUAAGGAUUUCAUAAGACUCGAAAAAGCAAAGGUUUUAGUCAAAACCAAACAAGCCACGCCCACAGAUGUGCUUCCUCUAAGAGGCGACGCCACGCAGGUGACGUUAUUUUUCCUUUUGGUUCGUUGGUUGAGUUCCUGGCGCGUGCUUUAAAUGUGUAAACAACAUGUUACGCACAGCUUUUUUACACAGGCAGCACAAUUUCAACGUAUAUCGAUGCUGUUUAUCUGUGUUUGUGCUGCUUAUAAACACAGCCUCACCACACUUGAUAGUUAAAGGUAUUGAAGGAGAAUCCGUCAUCUUGGAGUGCGUUCACAAACAUGUUGAAGUUGCAGAACAACAACUUGAGGUCCACUGGAGACACAACGACAUCAGGAAUGUUUAUGAUAUUAUGCACGGCAAGAUUUCUGUGAAGGAACAGCACUCAGAGUAUAAAAACAGAGUGUCUGUUGUACUUGAGAAGUGCAAAACCGGCAAUUUCUCUCUCAAACUGGAAAAUCUUCAACGAUCUGAUGAAGGAACGUACCUCUGUUUUGUCCCAGCUGUGGAUGUUUUUCAGAAUGUAGAACUGGUUGUCAAAGGUCGUAUUGCAGUGACAGCAAAAUCUUUUCAACAAUACAGAGCUGGUCGGUUAAGAAGUCAAAGUACAGACACAAGACUGGGACUGAUUCUCCAUCUAAUCCCUGUAUUUGGAUUUAUUACGCACAUUAUUUAAAUGUGCUGUUUUACUAUACAUAAGAGACUGAUCAGAGAACAAAAGUGACCAAAGUUUACAGAACCAGAGGAAGGUUAAUGAUGUCUAGGUGUCAAAAACAUGUUUUAAAUGUUAUUUACAUUUUUGUCGUAUUUUUCCUAUCUGAAUGGUUUCAUUUCAGCUU
Molecule: messenger RNA, 1337 nt
Organism: Triplophysa rosa
Lineage: Eukaryota; Metazoa; Chordata; Actinopteri; Cypriniformes; Nemacheilidae
Exons: 4
Coding region: 626-1174 (182 amino acids)
Biological process (GO): T cell costimulation; negative regulation of T cell proliferation; cell surface receptor signaling pathway
Cellular component (GO): external side of plasma membrane
Source: RefSeq, a predicted model, not a curated record